UUUUUUUUUUUUUUAAUCCAUCUUUUAAAGUCUUCAUCCACUGGUCCAUUAUAUUCAAAGUAAAGGUAAGAAGAAGAAAUUAGGUGAGAGAGGAGGAUCCAGGAAGGCAACGAGAAGGGGGCUUGGCUUCUGACUGAUCCUGACCAAAAGGGAGUUGACUUUUCUCUGUGGACUUUUUGUUCAGUGCUGCAGCGUUUAUCUACGGCAGCUCUCGGGGGGGACACUUAACUGUGCACUAACUCUGUCCUCAGCCGGUCCUUCAGCAUGCCGAACAUACAGGAAGAGUGCAGUGAACAUGAGGAUGUCCUUGGAGGAGGUGAUGGUGGCUUAAAAGUGAGGAGUGGAGUGCUUUCAGAGAUGACAAAUGGAGUAGAGGAAAAUGUACAUAAGGAGUCACUGAUGAUGGAGCUGACCAGGCUGGUGCAGAAGGUGAUGAAAGAGAGUAGCUGGUGGGAGAGGAGGGGAGUGGACUGCAGCAUCCUGACUGCAGCGUUCCUCUGCCUUCCGCCUGCUCACGCUGUCAUCACCGUCAAAGGGACACAUCUGGCCAGCCAUGGGGCCCUCAGUGAGUCGCAGACCUGGGGAAAGUUCUGGUCCAUCUUCUUCAUUGAGAUCUGUGGUUCAUUCUCAGCCCAAGCCGGCAUACAUGGCCAUAUUAAGAUGCAUCAUGCACACACUAACGUCAUUGGACUGGGGGACUCCAGUGUCUGGAAAGUCCCCUUCCUACCUCGUAUGGUCUACCUGUUCAUAGCCCCCCUAUCUGUGCCCCUCAUCACUCCUCUUGUUGCCCUCGCACAUCUUAAAGGACAUUCUUCAUUCGCGGUGGCUCGGACGCUCCUGAUGAUAGCACUAGGUCUGUAUUCGCAGUACUGGCUGCUCAUCAAUGUAUCCGGCUUCAGGUCGACGCAGGGAGCCUUGUUCUGCAUGUUGGUGAGCAGAGCCAUGUUCUCUGUGCCGUACAUCCAUGUCAACAUUUUCCAGCACAUUGGUCUGCCCAUGUUCUCCCCAACAAGCCGGCCGAAGAGGAUUUACCAGAUGACCCACGGAGUGCUGAACCUUCCCCGUAACCCUCUGCUGGACUGGAUGUUUGGACACUCUCUGAUCAGCUGCCAUGUAGAGCACCACCUCUUCCCCUUUCUGUCUGACAACAUGUGUCUAAAGGUGAAGCCAGUUGUAUCCAAGUACCUGACUGAGAGGAAACUUCCAUAUCAGGAGGCCUCCUACCUGUCCCGUCUGCACCUGUUCUUUAACAAAUACCAGGAGUUAAUGGUAUUUGCUCCACCCAUCACAGAGCUGGUGGGAGUCCAAUGAUGGAGCGAAGGGGCUGGAGCUAGUUGGACUGAGACUUUUCAGCUUACAUCAUGCCGAUUAAAAAACAGCCUUUAAAACACAAGGCAUUAGAUACAUUUGCACUGUAGAGUUUAAAUUAUGAGAGAUGGUUUUUAAAAUGUUAAUCUUUAGGCUUACAUGUUAGCAGAUGAUUGAAGCACUAACACAUAGAUUUAACCAAAAAACAUGUUCUCCAAUCAGGAACCGCAAAGAUUUUUCUACUGAUUUGUUUUCUGUCUCAUGAAGGGUCUCUUCUUCAUCAUCAUCACCAUCAUCAUCUUCCCCUUUUACCUCCAAAAUACAGCAUACGCUACCUCAACUCAAGUUGGAAAAUCAUGCAUCUGCAACAAAUUUACUAAAGGCGAUGAUUUUCCUGUACAUUUAUCAGGCGAAAUUGGAAAAGUGUGUGAUGAAGAGUGAGCAUGGAACUAAAUGUUCUGUAAGCUAAAAGCACAAAACUUUUCCAGACUGCAGAUAUCAAUUUUAUUGCGUUAAAGACACACAAAAAUUGUCGGCAAGACAAAAAUGCCUUAUUCUAUAUGCUUUUUUUGCCUUUUUAAAUGGAAUAAAGC
Molecule: messenger RNA, 1901 nt
Organism: Cyprinodon variegatus (sheepshead minnow)
Lineage: Eukaryota; Metazoa; Chordata; Actinopteri; Cyprinodontiformes; Cyprinodontidae
Gene: fads6
Product: fatty acid desaturase 6-like
Exons: 6
Coding region: 265-1311 (348 amino acids)
Biological process (GO): lipid metabolic process
Cellular component (GO): membrane
Molecular function (GO): oxidoreductase activity, acting on paired donors, with oxidation of a pair of donors resulting in the reduction of molecular oxygen to two molecules of water
Source: RefSeq, a predicted model, not a curated record